Molecule: messenger RNA, 933 nt
Organism: Vigna unguiculata (cowpea)
Lineage: Eukaryota; Viridiplantae; Streptophyta; Magnoliopsida; Fabales; Fabaceae
Product: glutaredoxin-C6-like
Source: RefSeq, a predicted model, not a curated record
ACCACUUCAACCUUUCAUUUCAGUUCAUUCACUCUCACUUCUUUCUCCUUUCACACGAUGCAAGGCCUCCGCCGCUGCUCAAACGACGUCGUACGCCUCGACCUCACCACUCCCACGCCGGCCACAAUCAACUCCUCCACCACCUCAUCGUCCUCCUCCUCGCUCUCCAUCGACGUCGAGGAACCCACGGAGGCGCGUAUCCAGCGGCUCAUAUCGGAGCAUCCGGUGAUCAUCUUCACGCGCUCCUCCUGCUGCAUGUGCCACGUCAUGAAGAAGCUCCUCGCCACCAUCGGAGUCAACCCCACCGUCAUCGAAUUGGACGACCACGAGAUAACGGCCCUCCCGGACGCCACCCGCACUCCCGCCGUCUUCAUCGGCGGCGCCUCCGUCGGCGGCCUCGAGUCCCUCGUCGCCCUCCACGUCAGCGGCCACCUCGUCCCCAAACUCGUCCAAGUCGGCGCCCUCUGGACACAUGCUGGUUCAGUUUGACUUCGCAGAAAUUCAGGUUGGUUUUUGGGACUGAUAGAAAGAAUCUCACUUUCUUAAAUGUCUGUUGAACACUUGAUCUUUUACUGCAUGAAUAGAAGUGUUGUUAACAAGGUUGAUGAAAAAGAAUGGGUUUUGAUGGAUACGGAGAAGAAAAGUUUGUGGAAAGAAAGUUUGAUUAUUUUGAUGUGGGAAUAGAUCUGCGAGUAUGGUUUGUUGGGGGUGGAGGGUACUCGCGAGGUGUGAGUGACACGUGUUCGGAGAGAGCAUCUGUGUUGUGUGGUGAGAGCGACAAGGAUGUGUGGUUGGGUUGGGUUCAAUGGUUGUUGUUGUUCUUCUUCUUCUACAACUACUCGGUGUGGUUCGAUUAUCGAUUAUACAUAAUCACGGGUUCCUUUUUUCCUCAAUUAUUAUCAUGCAAUCAGAGGCCAUGGUUUUCUCACUUUU